Messenger RNA from Achroia grisella, 1449 nucleotides. It is a transcript of the gene BGRP2, whose product is annotated as beta-1,3-glucan-binding protein-like. The record is from RefSeq and is a predicted model, not a curated record. Lineage: Eukaryota; Metazoa; Arthropoda; Insecta; Lepidoptera; Pyralidae. The transcript is spliced from 9 exons. Gene Ontology annotation, biological process: carbohydrate metabolic process. Gene Ontology annotation, molecular function: hydrolase activity, hydrolyzing O-glycosyl compounds; carbohydrate binding. The coding region runs from base 1 to 1443 and encodes 480 amino acids.
AUGGCGCGCAUUGUGGCCGGUUGUGUCUCGAAUUUAAUCAUAUUAAUCGUACUACGAGUCGAUCACACAUUUACAUUAGAGCAAAGGGCACCAGAUAUAGACGUGAACUUCGAACUAAUAAACCCUAAAGGAAUACGAAUAUGGAUUCCAGAUAUGGGCACUUCAGAAAUAACUCAAUUCAAAUUUAACGGCAAUAUUAAUAGAACCAUAAGCAUUGUUAGCAUUGGCAAAAUUAGGGCUGAUGUUACGAAACCAACAGAUGGACGAUGGAUAUUUGAGGACAAUGAUGUUGAGGUGAAGGCAGGUGAUGUCAUAUUUUAUAACUUCGUGGCAGCAGUGGAUGGCAUUGAAUAUGUAUAUGACGACUUGAACAAGACUUUGAAUGGUUCGAAUUUCGAUCCCAGUUGUUCGCAAUCAGCGACGGUGAUCCGCGGCAGUACCGCUACAAUUUGCUCAGGAGAGACAAUUUUCGAGGAAAACUUUGACAUUUUAAACCAAAGUGUGUGGCAGAUUGAACAGUAUAUACCAGUUGAUGAUCCUGAAUACCCCUUCGUGUCGUACCAGCGGUUCCCAUCAAAACGGACGGUAACAUUAAUAAAUGGCAACCUCCGAAUUGCACCGAACCUGCAACAACAUCAAGACGGUUUUACCAACAAGUCUCUUUUUACAACCAACUUGAAUUUGAUAGAUCGGUGUACAGCACCAGUGUGCUCGAAAGAACCUUCUGGAGCUGACAUCCUACCGCCGGUAGUGUCCGGUCGUAUAACCAGCAAAGGUUUCGUGUUCAAGUACGGGACUGUUCAUGUUAGGGCUAAACUACCACAAGGGGACUGGCUCUAUCCAGAAAUCUUGCUAGAACCAGUUCUGAAGAAAUACGGUAAUUCAAACUUCGCGUCUGGUGUUCUAAAGAUUGCUACCGCUCGUGGAAAUAAAGAGCUUAAUUCUGGACUUCUUGACUACGGAAAUAAGGUGCUAUAUGGAGGCCCUAUAAUGGACUUCGAUUGCCGAAAGGAGCUGUUGAAGACGCAUCAAUUAAAAAACAGCCGGCAGUGGGGAGAUGAUUUUCACGAAUAUAGCCUUCGCUGGUCUCCAGAUGGUAUAGUUUGGUCAGUGGAUGGAGUAGAAUGGGCGAGAAUAGAACCAGGAACAAGAGGUCUAGUUAACAGUUUGCCGCGGUCAUGCCAACACUUGCAGCGGUCGCAGUUGGAAGCAGGAACACUUAUGGCUCCGUUUGAUGAUCUGUUCCACAUAACCUUGGGUGUAUCAGCUGGCGGUAUAUCGGAGUUCGACGAUAACCUGACAUCCAAGGGUGGCUGGCCAAAGCCCUGGAAGAACGGAGCAAGGAAGGCCAUGUUGAACUUCUGGAAGGAUCUAGACUCUUGGUACCCAACGUGGAACCAGUCAGGAAUGUUGGUUGACUAUGUGAAAGUGAUAGCCUUAUAAGAUACA